ACGAAGACAGUCAUUGGGAACUUUGCUCGCGCUUAAACAAUUAAUAGGCAACCCGUGUCAUUCGGCAUUGGCUUUUAAGAUAUGCCCACAACAAUAGUAUAACCGUAAAGGGCUGAAAAAUAACUUGCGGUACGCAAUGUCGGAGCAUCACCCGGCGGUCACUAGUAAUCAGGUUGUCGUCGAUUACGGAAGCACGGCGAGAGUGAGUCCAAGUCCGAGUACAUCCCGUACACAGCGAUUGCCUUCGUUUGUAUUAAUCAACGAAUCUCCAAAUUCUCAACGCUACACGAGAAUGAGAAUGUCUCACAAUACGCUACAAUGUGAAUCCCAGAGGACUUGGGAUCGCUUGGAAUACUUUUUGAAUGUGGUGAAUCAGAUGUGCAUUGGAUUUAUAACCAUAUAUAUGUCAUAUAUUACGCUGAGAACGGGCCUACAAGGAACUGGACUUCAUGCCUGGCUGGUUACUAUUGGGUUCUCGUUUUUCAUGGCGGAGGGAGUUAUGGUCCAUUAUGGCAACAAUGUUUUAACAAACAGUUACAAGCGAAAUACAAAAACCACAAUACACUGGAUACUUUUGACACUGGGCGGUACCUCUGGUGCCGCUGGGGCAUUAAUCAAAAUGAUACAGAAGGGGUUCUCGUUGCACUCCACUCACGGUAGACUGGGUAUAACCGCUUUCAUACUCUGCCUGCUGUCCAUGAGCUCAGGAUUGGGAGCACUUUGUUCGACACGUGUUAAAAAACUCAUCACGCCCUUGUUUAACAAAGCAAUCCACAAUUUCUUGGGAAUCGCCUGCUUUGUCAUCUCUAUGGUAACUCAGUAUUACGGAUACGAGACGGGUUACUUUAAGAAGCGCGCGGAAACCGAUCUUCAAAUCUUGUUGAAAUGUGUAACACUCAUAUCGCUCGUUCUGACCAGCAUAGGCCCUCUCAAGGCAUUCUAUAAUAAAAUAAAGUCUAUUUCAAAAUAGUUUUAACACAAAGCUCAAAAAC
Drosophila innubila is the source of this 992-nucleotide messenger RNA. RefSeq lists its product as uncharacterized. The transcript is spliced from 4 exons. Gene Ontology annotation, molecular function: transmembrane monodehydroascorbate reductase activity. The coding region runs from base 137 to 970 and encodes 277 amino acids. The record is from RefSeq and is a predicted model, not a curated record. Lineage: Eukaryota; Metazoa; Arthropoda; Insecta; Diptera; Drosophilidae.